AUGGAAGAUGAAACAAGUCGAACACCCAAUGUCAGUGGAAGUGCACCUCUUACUGAGUCUCUUGAUUCAACACCGGAAGUUGAACAACAUUCAGUGACUGUGAAGAGGAAAGCUAUAGAACCAAGAUCUGCUGCUUGGCCGCAUUAUGAUAAGCUCAUAGAAGAUGAAAUUAAUAAAGCAAAGUGCAAGCAUUGUGGUAAAGUUCUCUUAGCUGAUGCAACUAAAAAUAGAACAAGUGGACUGAAUAAACAUUUGAAAACUUGUCAUAAAAAUCCAAAUAAGGUUAACACUUCCAAUUCUAAGUACAAACAAUCAAAUUUAAACUUUCCAUUAGAAGGUGAAAUGGGUGAUGGGGCAAUUUGGACUUUUGAUCAAGAGGUUUUAAGAAGUUUAUGA
Messenger RNA from Lycium barbarum (goji berry), 396 nucleotides. RefSeq lists its product as uncharacterized. The transcript is spliced from 2 exons. Gene Ontology annotation, molecular function: DNA binding. Lineage: Eukaryota; Viridiplantae; Streptophyta; Magnoliopsida; Solanales; Solanaceae. The record is from RefSeq and is a predicted model, not a curated record. The coding region runs from base 1 to 396 and encodes 131 amino acids.